AGGCACAGAGGACUUGCAUACGGGACGAGAACAACCAGGCAUGAAGCUCGCCCUCUUCCUUCACCUGUUCUUGCCCCUGAUGUUCCUGACAGGUCUCUGCUUCUCCUUUAACCUGGAUGUGCAUCACCCACGCAUGUUCCCAGGGCCACCAGAGGCUGAAUUUGGAUACAGUGUUUUACAGCAUGUUGUGGGUGGACGACGAUGGAUGCUGGUGGGUGCCCCCUGGGAUGGGCCUUCUGGAGAUCGGAGAGGGGAUGUUUAUCGUUGUCCCAUAGGGGGCGCUCACAGUGCCCCAUGUGCCAAGAGCCACUUGGGUGAUUAUCAACUGGGAAAUUCGUCUCGUCCUGCUGUGAAUAUGCACCUGGGGAUGUCUCUACUGGAGACGGAUGGCAAUGGGGGAUUUAUGGCCUGUGCCCCUCUUUGGUCUCAUGCUUGCGGCAGCUCUGUCUUCAGUUCUGGGAUAUGUGCCCGUGUGGAUGCUUCAUUUCGGCCUCAGGGAAGCCUGGCACCCACUGCCCAACGCUGCCCCACAUACAUGGAUGUUGUCAUUGUCCUGGAUGGCUCCAACAGCAUCUACCCUUGGUCUGAAGUUCAGACCUUCCUGCGAAGGCUGGUUGGAAGACUAUUUAUUGAUCCAGAGCAGAUUCAGGUGGGAUUGGUACAGUAUGGGGAAAGCCCUGUACAUGAGUGGUCCCUAGGAGAUUUCCGAACUAAGGAAGAAGUGGUGAGAGCAGCAAGAAACCUCAGUCGACGGGAGGGGCGAGAAACGAAGACUGCCCAAGCGAUCCUGGUGGCCUGCACAGAAGGGUUCAGUCAGAGCCGUGGAGGCCGACCAGAGGCUGCCAGAUUACUCGUGGUAGUCACCGAUGGAGAGUCCCAUGAUGGAGAGGAGCUUCCCGCAGCACUGAAGGCCUGCGAAGCUGGCAGGGUGACACGCUAUGGGAUUGCGGUCCUGGGUCACUAUCUGAGGAGGCAGCGUGACCCCAGCUCCUUCCUGAAGGAGAUCAGAGCUAUUGCCAGUGAUCCGGAUGAGCGAUUUUUCUUCAAUGUCACUGAUGAGGCUGCACUCACUGACAUUGUGGAUGCACUAGGAGACCGGAUUUUUGGUCUUGAGGGAUCCCAUGGAGAAAAUGAAAGCUCCUUUGGCUUAGAAAUGUCUCAGAUUGGUUUUUCUACUCAUCAGCUAAAGGAUGGGAUUCUCUUUGGGAUGGUGGGAGCCUAUGACUGGGGGGGCUCAGUGCUAUGGCUUGAAGAAGGCCACCGCCUUUUCCCUCCACGAACGGCCCUGGAAGAUGAGUUCCCCUCAGCACUGCAGAACCAUGCGGCCUAUCUAGGUUACUCUGUGUCCUCUAUGCUUUUGCCGGGUGGACGUCGCCUCUUUCUCUCAGGGGCUCCUCGGUUUAGGCAUCGAGGAAAAGUCAUCGCCUUCCAGCUUAAGAAAGAUGGGACUGUGAAGGUUGCCCAGAGCCUCCAGGGGGAGCAGAUUGGCUCCUACUUUGGCAGUGAGCUCUGUCCGUUGGAUACGGAUAGGGAUGGAACAACUGAUGUCUUGCUUGUGGCUGCCCCCAUGUUCCUGGGACCCCAGAACAAGGAGACAGGACGUGUUUAUGUGUACCUGGUAGGCCAGCCGUCCUUGUUGAACCUCCAAGGAACACUUCAGCCUGAACCACCCCAGGAUGCUCGGUUUGGCUUUGCCAUGGGGGCUCUUCCUGACCUGAACCAAGAUGGCUUUGCUGAUGUGGCAGUGGGGGCACCCCUGGAGGAUGGGCACCAGGGAGCCUUGUACCUGUAUCAUGGAAGCCAGGGUGGACUCAGGCCACGUCCUGCCCAGCGAAUUGCUGCUGCCUCCUUGCCACAGGCCCUCAGCUACUUUGGCCGAAGUGUGGACGGCCGGCUCGAUCUAGAUGGAGAUGACUUGGUAGAUGUGGCUGUGGGUGCUCAGGGCACAGCCAUCCUGCUCAGUUCCCGGCCUAUCGUUCACCUGGCCCCGUCAUUGGACGUGACCCCUCCAGCCAUCAGCGUGGUGCACAGGGACUGUAAACGGCGAGGCCAGAAGGCAGCCUGUGUGAGCGCAGCCCUUUGCUUCCGAGUGACAUCCCGCACACCCGGUCGCUGGGACCGGCGGUUCCAUAUCCGAUUCACAGCAUCACUGGACGAGUGGACAACCGGAGCCCGUGCAGCAUUCGACGGUUCGGGUCAGAGGCUGUCCCCUCGGCGGCUCCGGCUCAGUGUGGGGAACGUCACUUGUGAGCAGCUGCAUUUCCACAUGCUGGAUACAUCAGAUUACCUCCGGCCAGUGGCUUUGACUGUGACCUUUGCCUUGGACAACACCACGAAACCAGGGCCUGUGUUGGAUGAAGGUUCACCUACCUCUAUCCGCAAGUUGAUCCCCUUCUCAAAGGACUGUGGUCCUGACAAUGAAUGUGUCACAGACCUGGUGGUUCGAGCUAAUAUGGAUAUCAGAGGCUCCAGAAAGGCCCCAUUUGUGGUUCGAGGUGGCCGGCGCAAAGCCGUGGUGUCAGCCACCCUGGAGAACAGGAAGGAGAAUGCCUACAACACUAGCCUGAUUCUCAGCUUCUCCAGAAACCUCCAUCUGACCAGCCUCACUCCCCAGAGGGAUAGCCCCGUGAAGGUGGAGUGCACAGCCCCUUCUGCUCACAGCCGGCUCUGCAGCGUGGGACAUCCUGUGUUCCAGGCUCGAGCCAAGGUCACCUUUCUGAUAGAGUUUGAGUUUAGCUGCUCCUCCCUCCUGAGCCAGGCCACCGUGAGGCUGACUGCCACCAGCAAUAGCCUGGAGACAAACACCACACUUCAAGACAACACGGCCCAGACCUCAGCCUACAUUCAAUAUGAGCCCCACCUCCUGUUUUCUAGUGACUCCACCCUGCACCGCUAUGAGGUUCAGCCAUAUGGGACCCUCCCUGUGGGUCCUGGCCCUGAAUUCAAAACUACUCUUAGGGUUCAGAACCUUGGCUGCUAUAUGGUCAGAGGCCUCAUCAUCUCAGCCCUCCUUCCAGCUGUGGCUCAUGGGGGCAAUUACUUCCUGUCACUGUCUCAAGUCAUCACUAGCAACGCAAGCUGCACGGUGCAGAACCUGACCGAGGCCCCAGGGCCCCCCGUGCAUCCAGAAGAACUUCAGCAUACAAGCAGACUGAAUGAGAGCAAUACCCGCUGUCAGGUUGUGCGGUGCCACCUUGGGCAGCUGGCCAAGGGGACUGAGGUGUCCAUCGGACUGCUGAGGCUGAUUCACAAUGAAUUUUUCCGGAGGGCCAAGUUCAAGUCCCUGACAGUGGUCAGCACAUUUGAACUGGGAACUGAAGAGGGCAGUGUCCUACAGCUGACUGAAGCCUCACGUUGGAGUGAGAGCCUGCUGGAGGUGAUCCAGGCCCGGCCGGUCCUUAUCUCCCUGUGGAUCCUCGUGGGCAGUGUGCUGGGAGGGCUGCUGCUGCUUGCCCUCCUCAUCUUCUGCCUGUGGAAGCUUGGCUUCUUCGCCCGUAAGAAAAUCCCUGAGGAAGAAAAAAGAGAAGUUGGAGCCACGAAUGUAGAAUAAGGCGCUGCAAGGUCCUUCCUGGCAGCUUCUUCAAGAGACUGGCAUGAGAGCAGAGGGUUGGAGGGCUCCGAUGGGACAAGCGGCGGCCUUUGGACUGGCUCCCCAGACCUGCAGCCCGCGCAUGCUUUUGAGGUGUGAGGAUGCUGUUGGCUGGAGAUGAGGCUUUACCUCAGACGAGCAGGGCUGGCACCCAAACCAGGCCAACUCACAGCCUGUGCCUUCCUGCUCCUCAGCAUCCCCAUUCCACGGCCAACAUUGGCGUCUUUGUUUGGGUGCCUUUCUUCCCAUUGCCAGCAAUCAA
Messenger RNA from Ochotona princeps (American pika), 3851 nucleotides. RefSeq names its product integrin subunit alpha 10 (gene ITGA10). Gene Ontology annotation, cellular component: external side of plasma membrane; integrin complex. The transcript has 30 exons. Gene Ontology annotation, molecular function: integrin binding. Bases 41 to 3550 code for a protein of 1169 amino acids. Gene Ontology annotation, biological process: cell adhesion mediated by integrin; cell-cell adhesion; cell-matrix adhesion. The record is from RefSeq and is a predicted model, not a curated record. Lineage: Eukaryota; Metazoa; Chordata; Mammalia; Lagomorpha; Ochotonidae.